CAACGACAUCGAUAUCAGCAACAUGGCCGCGCCCAGUUUGUUUGGAUUGCAGUUAGAUUCAUACAAAAGUGACCAUUAAACCAUACGACUAAAUAGUCGUAAAAUACGUUGGAGUUGGCCCAGCCGGAACACUAUUUCGUGCCCUACGUCAUCGGCAGAACAUGAGGUCUAGCGAAUCAGCUGAUGACGAAGGUCCGCCGGAGCUGUCCGACUACGCGAAAGCCGCGCUGGAAGAGUUCUUGCGCGAGAGAGAAGAGCAAGAAAAGGGAACUGCACCACAGGAGGACUGGCAAUUAAGCCAGUUCUGGUACAGUGACGAGACAGCAGCAGCUUUGGCCAAGGAAGCAUUGCGUGCAGCAGGGCCUGAAGGAGCGAUUGCUUGUAUCUCAUGCCCAACUCUGUAUGCUAAGCUUCGAGAGCUGGGCUGCAAGAACACACUCAAGCUCCUAGAGUUCGACCGGAGGUUUGAAUGUCAUGGGGAAGACUUUGUGCACUACGACUACAACGUCCCGCUCGACAUACCUCAGGACUGGCAGGGAAAGUUCACAGUGGUGGUGCUCGAUCCCCCCUUCCUCUCGGAGGAGUGUUUGUCAAAAACUGCAGAAACGGUACAAUUCCUGCGGCCCACGUUUAUAAUCCUGUGCACAGGUGCAGUGAUGGAGCCUUAUGCAGAACAGCUCCUCGGCCUUCGACCAUGCAAUUUUGAGCCAACACACACGCGGAAGCUUGGCAAUGAGUUUAAAUGCUUUGCCAACUACAACUUGGAUGAAUUUUGUUGCUGAGUUGUUGUCGAAUGAAAGUGUUUUUCUAGUCCUAACAAUCCCCGGUAGUUUUUACAACUAAUCAAAGUGUUUUCCUAGUCCUAACCAUCCCUGGUAGUUUUUGACUAAUCAAAGUAUUUUAAUAGUCCUUACAAUUCCAGUAUUCUUUAUCAGAGGAAACUUAUAUACAUGCAUGCAAUAAAACAAAUACAACAAAA
This is a messenger RNA of Dermacentor andersoni, 979 nucleotides long. Its product is annotated as EEF1A lysine methyltransferase 1. Gene Ontology annotation, molecular function: nucleic acid binding; protein-lysine N-methyltransferase activity. Gene Ontology annotation, biological process: methylation. The record is from RefSeq and is a predicted model, not a curated record. Lineage: Eukaryota; Metazoa; Arthropoda; Arachnida; Ixodida; Ixodidae.